Molecule: messenger RNA, 3733 nt
Organism: Schistocerca serialis cubense
Lineage: Eukaryota; Metazoa; Arthropoda; Insecta; Orthoptera; Acrididae
Product: transmembrane protein 62-like
Exons: 14
Coding region: 74-2104 (676 amino acids)
Molecular function (GO): hydrolase activity
Source: RefSeq, a predicted model, not a curated record
UGUUUCAGUUUCUGUGUGUACUGUUGUAAAUAAAACAUAGAAUACGUAGGAAACUCAGAACUCACAAGGAAACAUGCCCGUGUUACGGAAAGCUUUAGUGGCAGUUGUAAUGGUCCUAAUUUUUUCUAUAUUCCUUUCUAAUCUUGUUAGUGUCAUAACUGUAGAUAUUGACCAAGUUCUCGAAAACAACAAAUUCUCAUUCAAGUCCAGGCGGCUGAAAGACAAGGAAAGAGGUGGCACGGAUACUGACACUGUAAUAAUAGGGAACUCGUCCGAAAAUUUGAUGUGGUUUUUGCAGGUGUCAGACAUACACAUUAGUAUUUUCCACGAUGAGACGAGGGUCACGGAAUUUAAAGAGUUUUGUGAUAUUACAGUUGAUGCCAUUAGGCCAUCAGUUGUAUUGGCAUCAGGUGAUCUAACAGAUGCCAAAUCGGAAGACAACAUGGGAUCACGCCAGUAUGUAAAGGAAUGGAUGGUAUACAAAAAUGUUUUAGAUGAAACUGAAAUAAACGAAAAGACGGUGUGGUUAGAUAUCAGAGGCAAUCAUGAUAAUUUUAAUGUCCCAGGCAUAAAGUCAGCUAGAAAUUACUAUCGGAACUAUUCAGUACAAGGACCAGCACACCCAAAGUCUUACUUAUACCGACUGAGGCACAACGGAGACACAUAUUCAUUUAUUGCAAUGGAUGCAUGCCUCGAUCCUGGUCCCCGACGUCCUUUCAACUUCAUCGGUGUGCUGUCUGCCGAGGAGAUAUCACAUGUUAAGGGUUUGGCAGAGGAAGCAUCCGCUACUAGUGAUGCGGUGAUAUGGUUUGGUCACUAUCCAACAUCCUGCAUUUUAGCACCAUCGCCAGGUGCACGAGCAUUGAUUGGUGGACCACCUCAAUCUGUGGCAUACCUCUGUGGUCAUUUCCAUAUGUUGGGAGGUGUUGUUCCAAAUAUGUACACAAUACAAAAUGAUGGCUUUCUAGAACUUGAACUAGCUGACUGGAAAGAUAAUCGCAUAUAUCGUUUAGGUGUUAUGGAUCAUGGGUUGUUUUCUUUUGUUGAUGUUGUGCAUCGAGACUGGCCUGUUGUGUUGGUUACCAAUCCAAAACAUCUCUUAUACACACUACCAGGAAGAGAACCAUUAGAAAGGAUACACACUUCAACACAUAUAAGAAUAUUAGCAUUUUCUUUGGCACCUCUUGAAAAAGUACAAGUUACAUUGGACAAAGAAAUUUGGCAAGACUGUGUACACAUAGAGGGCCCAUUGUUUGUUGCCAACUGGAGUCCUGACAAAUUUAACUCUGGAAUAUAUGAGAUAACAGUUUUCGUUAGAGACACAGAAGGAAGAGAAAAAGUGAUAACUCAGCCAUUCUCAUUGGAUGGGUCCCGCAUGAGUUUCAGACUUCUUCCAAGAAUAGCAUUAAUGUGCAAUGUCAGUGUUGUGUUUCAGUUCUUGUUUGGAGUCAGCCUAGUGAUUUGUAUUGUUCCCCUCUGCGCUGUGAAAAUCUUACAUGUUCUAGUCAAAGCUCGCAGAAUGCGUAAACCCACAUGGAGUGCAUGGUGUUUGCGUAUAUGGGUACAGAAGUUAUGGGUUUUAUCGACUGUAGACCGAAUAUUCUAUCCUUUGGUGAUUUAUCCUCUGUAUUUAACUGUUGGUCCGUGGUCAGUGGGUGAAGUGAUAGAAGGCUACACUGGCGUAAUUUUUGCAUGGGGUAUAUUCAUCAAUAAGAGCUAUCUCCCUGGCUCUUUCACUUACGCUUAUGGAUUUUUGCAGAUGUGUAGUUUUCAGCUUCCACUUACCCUCUUCCUUGCACAUUAUCUGGAAAGAAGGCUUUAUCAUAAAGUCGCAAACAAAUCGUGCACAAUAAUGCAUACAUUUCUUCAUCAUUUCCCAUUUGCUGUGAUAGUGACAUUGCAGAUGAUGUUUGCAUAUUUCUUUUGGCUUGCCUAUGGAACAAUGGCUUUUCUCUUGGGCCCUUUACGUACUUGGUCCGUGAUUUUGGCUCUAAUUUUGUGGUGUUUAGCUGUAAAACUUCCAGACAACUGUCUAAGGGAAGCUGCUUCAGUGUGGAAUAUAAGAAAUAUUCAUAGUGGAGUUGGGGAAAUAAGUGCUACCUGAAGUUAGUUAGUACUUGUACUGCAUGCAAAUGUACCUGUUCACUCCAGAAUGUUUAAUUUAUUCCUCCGUGUAGACUUCUGACUGUGAUUGUUAAGCUUUUAGUGAGUAUACAGUAGAUGCAUUUUAAAAAGUUCCUUUAUAGUAAUUGUUUAAAAGAAAUAAGUUUAAAAGAAAUAAGUAUAUCUGUAUCCAUUCCCGUAUUGUACAAGUAGUUUAUAUCCACUAUAGAUGCUCUGUGUACUUCCAAAGAAUAGCAUUUAAAGAAAGAAUGUAUUUUUGUAUUUUUAUUAAUUUUUUUCCUGCAUGUUGUGGAUAAUGAAAUAUUUUCUAACAAAAUAAUGAAAUAUGUAUUACUAUAUUUAUAAAGUGAUUCCAUUCCUACUUGUGCCAAACAUUUAUUGCUAUUCUGUCUUACUGCGCGAAGUACUGAAUAUAUAAAGUCUAUUUUGUUUGAAAACUUGUUGGACCACAUUUCAAAUGUACUCUUCUUGUAGAAAACUGUUUGUAUCCCUAAAUAAUAUCUAAAUAUGUACCUUAAAUUGGUGACAUUUGUUCAUUUGCAUAAGACAGUUGAUCAAUCAGCAGAUCACAUAUUGCAAUGGAAGACAUCACCAGUUACAUUAGUUGAAGUAGAAAGGAUAGAUAUUACAACAUUAAAUAGAAGAAUUUUGAUUUUUAAUAAUUUAGUGGGAUUGUAUCUGUCUUGUAUAUCCUUAUCUAACAUUAACCUAUAUUUAUGUCAUCUGCUUUGUGCAUUCACUUAAAUGUACUUGUUUGUUUUUAUGUAACUAUCAUUCAUCGUAUUCUGGUUACUCUAAUAACAGAACUCUUUUGAGUGAUUUUUGAGGUGUUCCAUGGUAUAAUUAAUAGACAAUAUUUUUCUUGCUGUCAAGCCAGGUUGACAAUACCAUUAUUGUGCAAUCUGAUCCGAGGUCAAAAAGAGGGUGUGUGUAAGACCAUAGUCAGAAACACCUUUCAAAGAUUAUUAGGUUAUCCGUUUUAUUAUGCACAAAAAUGGAGUCUCAACCUGGCUGAGCAUCCAAAAAUAUACCUUCUGCAAACAACUACACUUUGUUAACUGAGUUUUUAGGUUUCUCCAUCUAACUAUUUGUUAUUGUGUUUUCCAUACUGCAAAUUACAUGAACACAGCAGACAGGUAUGUCAGUGAAAUAUUAACUUUUUGUGUGUACACCAUGACUUCAGUCAGAGAACUGUCUUCAGUUGCAAAUUGUUUUUUAAGAAAUUUGAACAAAUGCUACUGCUGUUCAUAAUUGUGAAACUGAUGGUAGUUGUACUUAUCUGUGAUGAAACUGUUGUGCUUUCAAUGUGUGUUAUUAGUCAUAAGUAUAUGAAAUCAGAUUUUACAUGUAAUCCAAGUACAUUUGAAGAUAAAAUCCUGAGAACUGUAUCAGUAUUGUAGACAGUGAAAUGAGUGCCUGUGCAUCUUAUCUCGUGACACAUGCGGAAAUUGUGCUUUUACUGAGAGCAUGUAUUGUAGCUGUACAUAACUUCUGUUUGUAAUUCAUCAUAUUUUGUCUGUUUCCAUAAACUGAAUGUCAUUGAACUAAAAUGUUAUGUACAUGGGUGUUGGCUGGUAACAAUUAUAUAUGUAUAUAUUUUUGACAUUCU